CCCGAUUCAUGAACGCGCACCGUAGAGUGUAGUUGUAAGUACAUUGCGUCGCUUCGCUGUAACUCAGUUCCGAAGAUAACCGACUGCUGGAGUACAAAUGUUUUGACCUUCAGGCUUUUAGAGGGUCGACCUCCCUCUUCAAUUCGACUGAUCAGAAUAUCGGAUAAGAGACUGUUUCUGCCGUGUUUCCUCUGUGUUUUUUGGGGGAAACCUUGAGUCAUAUCUUGUAAAGACAGCUGGACACGUCCUUCGUUCUGUCGGCUUUGGGAGCCAGCUAGCUUAGCCACUUGUUUUGUUGCGGCGGUGGUUUGGGGUAAAACCUUACACAUUGAGAGGUUUCACCCAGGAAUGGAUACUGGAGUUGUCCCCGAAAAGAAAAGGGUGAGCUCGGAGCGCAGGAAGGAGAAGUCCAGGGAUGCGGCCCGAUGUCGCAGGGGCAAGGAGUCUGAGGUCUUCUACGAGCUCGCACACCAACUGCCCCUGCCCCACAAUGUCACCUCCCACCUGGACAAGGCUUCCAUCAUGAGACUCGCCAUCAGCUACCUGCGCAUGAGAAAACUGCUGAAAUCUGAUGAAGCAAAGGAAGAGUCUGAGCUGGAGAGCCAGCUCAACAGUUUCUACCUGAAAGCCUUGGAGGGCUUCCUAAUGGUGCUGUCUGAGGAUGGAGACAUGGUCUAUCUCUCUGAAAAUGUCUGCAAAUGCAUGGGCCUCACACAGUUUGAUUUGACUGGCCACAGCAUUUUUGACUUUGCACAUCCCUGUGAUCACGAGGAAGUAAGGGAAAUGCUGGUGCACAGAACUGGGUCCAAGAAAACCAAGGAGCAAAACACAGAGCGAAGCUUCUUCCUGCGGAUGAAGUGCACACUCACUAGUAGAGGACGCACUGUCAACAUCAAGUCCGCCACUUGGAAAGUUCUUCACUGCACAGGACAUGUGCGUGUUCAGGAGCACAGUGACAAUUCUGGGGACGGUGGAUUUAAAGAGCCCUCCAUUACUUAUCUGGUUUUGAUCUGUGAGCCUAUCCCUCACCCCUCCAACAUUGAGGUGCCUCUGGAUAGCAAAACCUUCCUAAGCCGCCAUACUCUGGACAUGAAGUUCUCAUACUGUGAUGAGAGAAUCACAGAGCUGAUGGGACAUGAACCAGAUGACCUGUUAAAUAGGUCUGUGUAUGAAUACUACCAUGCCCUGGACUCUGAUCACCUCAACAAGACACAUCAUAAUUUGUUUGCAAAGGGCCAGGCAACCACAGGCCAAUAUCGAAUGCUGGCCAAGAAAGCAGGCUAUGUAUGGGUUGAAACUCAAGCCACAGUCAUUUACAACCCCAAGAACUCCCAGCCACAGUGCAUUGUGUGUGUCAACUAUGUUCUCAGUGGUAUUGUGGAGGAGGACAUGGUUCUUUCUCUGCAACAGAAUGUGCCUGAGGAGACUGUGGAGAAGGAGGAGGAGCUGCAAGUAGAGCACGAGGACAGUUCAGUUAUGGACAUGAUGAAGCUCUUCAAGAAGGACCAGCUGACCUGCUCUGUGGAGAGCCCCACGAGCCUGUACGACAAGCUAAAGGAUGAGCCAGAAGCCCUCACUGUUCUGGCUCCAGCUGCAGGGGACACCAUUAUUUCCCUUGAUUUCGACAGCCCAGACUCUGAGAUGCAGCUGCUGAAGGAGGUGCCCCUCUACAAUGAUGUCAUGCUGCCUUCCACCAGUGAGAAACUCCCUUUGCCCCUGUCACCACUGGCUCCCAGCGAUCCAUCUCCAGCUUUGGCUAAAAUGGAGCCUGGAGGAGGGGACUUUUCAUUCUCUUCCACAUCACACCGCACCCCAGACACUGCCAGUACUCCUUCCAGCUCCGCCAGUUCCUCAGAGCCCAGCAGUCCAGCAGAUUACUUCCAUGUGGAUUCAGAUAUUGGCUCCGAAUUUAAACUGGAUUUGGUUGAGAAAAUGUUUGCUACUGACACAGAGGCCAACACCCAAUUUAACACACAUGAAAUGGGUGAUCUUGACCUCGAAAUGCUCGCCCCAUAUAUUCCAAUGGAUGAUGACUUCCAGCUGCAUAUCCCCUCCUCUCUGGACCCACUCCCUUCUAGUCCUCAGACUGGUUCUGACAUUAACUCCCUCUUCCAGCAGUCACCUACUCGUCCAUCUUCAACAUCCAGUUCCAACGGCUCUAUAAAACCAGAGCCAUCAUCCCGUGUCCCCUCCCCCCUCCACCUUCUGCAGGAGGUGAGCAGCAUCUUUGCUGCACCCGUCAGUGAGCCCUCCCAAGCCCUUGACAACACCCCAAAGACGGGCAUCUCGUUGGCCAAGAGAAUGCAAGUGGAAGACCAGGAGCUUUCUACAAAGCUGUUAAGUGUUCAGAAUGCCCAGCGGAAGAGGAAACUGGAGAUUACCUCCCUGUCUCAGGCUGUCGGGCUGGAUGCUUUGUUCCAAUCUAUGGAUGAAGCUGUUGAGCCUGGAAAGAGGGCCAAGGUGCUGGAGGUUAAAGGUUCAGGCCUGCUUGGUGGGAACAAAACCAUUCUGAUACUACCGUCUGAUAUGGCCAGUCGUUUGCUGUGCAGCUCAUUUGAGAGCAGUGGAGGGUUACCACAACUGACACGCUACGACUGCGAGGUCAACGCUCCUAUUCAGGACCGUCACUCCCUGCUGCAGGGCGAGGAGCUGCUGCGUGCUCUGGACCAAGUUAACUGAGUCUAGCUUGCUUAGCAAUUCCGGACACUGUAUCCCUUUGUAUCCCACUGUAUGCCCUUACUCUACCCCACAUUACCUUCCAAAGUAGAACCAUUGCCCCACUUGUUCACGGUCUGCUGACUGUCCCUACAUAUUCCAUCGCUCUCUGUUGGGCGUCCCUCAUACCAGUGGCCUGGAGGCCAAAUCCUUAAUGAUUAUUAGAGGCAUAUAUUCUCUUGCUAAUCAAGGCAAAGGAGUGUAGCCUCCACUAUGACCAAGAGCAAAGUCGAGAGCCUUAAUGCUAAACGCACACUUCCCUAAACACAGAUAUUCACUUCUCCCUUCUCUGUGUCCCUUCUGUUUUUGUCUACCCAUUUCCCAAGCAUUUUGUAUUGUAGCUAAAGUCGCACAAUAAACUAUUUUCGUAAGAUAGAAUACCAGCAGCUCAUGCAAUAUACAAACCAUUUUUUUUUUUUUACAAAAAUUUACAUUUAACAAUUAUUAUAACCAUAUUUGUUUUCUCUUUUAUCAUUUAUCAGUUUUGUUUGUAAACGGUUACAUUUAAGAGUGCUUGUUUUUUCCCCAUCCGUAGUCUCCAUGGCAGAUAUUCAUAUUCUUAUUGCUAUGGACAUACUUGUGUAGUUCAUCAGUCCACUGCGCACAGGUAAAAGCUGUUCUCGCAAAUGUGCAAAAAGGGAAUUCAAAAGAAUUGAAAUUGUGACAUUUUUGGCAAUGUGCGAAUGUCUAUAAUAUGGAGUUUCUCACAUCCCACAUCUCAAAGAGGUUGAAACAGAUGUUGAGGUUAAUUAUGUGAUAAAUUUUUAUAUUUUUAGCUAUCACUUUUUCUGUCUUAAUAGAUGCUUACACUUAAUGCUUGUCCCAUGCCAUCCAGCAGGGUAGAUUUUAAUAUUAUGCUUUUGAAGCGUAAUGUAGCGUGACCAUGCAACGCUGAUAACAGUUAUUCAAGUGUCUAAUGGUAUAUAGAACAUUAAUGCUCAGAUAAACAAAGGUAUGUUUUCCUUGUGCUUUCAUAAGUUGACUUUGUCCUGCAGAUAUUUUCAUUUUAUUAUAUUUUGCAGUAGGAUGAACAUUCGCUUUUGUGGUGGUUGUACUCUACUGUUCAUUUAUUUUGGCAGUCUGUACACAUACAUUUCCUUAACACUAAAUGUAUUGUUUAUUGCAUAAUCAUUAAAGGAUAAUUGUGGACCAGAA
This is a messenger RNA of Pangasianodon hypophthalmus (striped catfish), 3870 nucleotides long. RefSeq names its product hypoxia inducible factor 1 subunit alpha b (gene hif1ab). The transcript is spliced from 15 exons. Gene Ontology annotation, molecular function: DNA-binding transcription factor activity, RNA polymerase II-specific; RNA polymerase II transcription regulatory region sequence-specific DNA binding; protein dimerization activity. Gene Ontology annotation, biological process: regulation of transcription by RNA polymerase II; cellular response to hypoxia. Gene Ontology annotation, cellular component: nucleus. The coding region runs from base 349 to 2679 and encodes 776 amino acids. The record is from RefSeq and is a predicted model, not a curated record. Lineage: Eukaryota; Metazoa; Chordata; Actinopteri; Siluriformes; Pangasiidae.